Molecule: messenger RNA, 474 nt
Organism: Blastomyces dermatitidis ER-3
Lineage: Eukaryota; Fungi; Ascomycota; Eurotiomycetes; Onygenales; Ajellomycetaceae
Exons: 1
Coding region: 1-474 (157 amino acids)
Source: RefSeq, a predicted model, not a curated record
AUGGGCCAGAUUGGGAAGGGCGGUACGAGGGUGAGACUUGGUGUUGGUGUUUUGGAACAUCAAAGAUGGACAGGGUUUUCGCGGAGGUCGCUCCUCGGAUAUCUCCACAACUACAGGUCGGGGGUCUUCCAAAAUCGAGAAGAUUGGUGCAUAUGGCUAGGUCACUUCACCUUACAAUUUGUAUGGCACUCUGGCCCGGGGUUGUGGUGUGGUAGGGGAGAACGGGGGAUAAUCCCACACAGGAGCUUCGAACAACGUCCGGUUCACGUUUGGCUGGAUAACUCCACCACCACACGGGGUAUGCGGUCGGCGAUGGGGUCAAAGUGCUCGUAUGAUCGAGGGCUUUUCGAUGGAUCUAUCGGCGGGUUCUUAUUCGAAAAAUCGAGCGAGUUCGUGGUGGAGCGGUUGGAUAUGCAGUGUGAAUAUCAAUGGUCCUUGCGCCGCGGCGCAUUUCUGCAAUCUCAUUGUCAAUGA